AACCAGUUGUUGCCGGACACUCCAGCAGACAAGCAGGACGGCGGUGGCGGACGCGAGCUGUAUGUCAACCAUCGAAAGCCCUGCAGUCAGGCUGAAAAGUCAGUGUGCAUCAAGAUCUCAAUUUUUUAUGAAACAGCAUUGCUGAGAGACGACAUCGCGGCUCCUUCGUCAAGGAUAAAGUGAUAGAGAUUCAAUGUUUAUCGCUGUGAAAAUCGGUUACGCUAUGGUGGUUCUGUGCCUUUUACUGAUGUCCUGGGCCAUCCUGGUCAAGGCAGGGCCAGUCGCCCUGAACAAUGGCAUCGUCAAUUACCCGAUGUCUCUUGGGGCGCAGCAGGAUGCGUCUGACGCCGUUCAGUAUCCUCCUUGCGCUUUCAAUCCUUUGUGCACCUGCUCCAAGACUGUGCCCGACCUCGGCAUCGUGUCCUGCAGGGAUGUACCUCUGGCGAGAGUUCCAUUGUCACUCAAUUCCUCACGGGUGUUUAUUCUCCGUUUAGAGAAUAAUGGUCUGAGGUGGAUUGAGCCGCAACUUUUGCAGAAUACCGGCUUAUACCGUCUGCAAAUCAGCGACAACCCUUUGCCCGAAAUGCCAGACGAUUCUCUCCAGGGUCUUGAAAGGUCUUUGUGGGAACUCGCUCUGCAACGUAACAGGCUGACUUCCGUUCCUAACAGGGCCAUUCGUUACCUCCGAAGACUCAGACUUCUGGAUCUAACUGGAAACGACAUUUACGAAUUAUUUCCCGAUUCUUUCCGUGGCCUUGAGGAAUCUCUCGAAACUCUCAUACUUGCUGAUAAUUCCAUCUCUUCUCUUCCACCUGGUGCCUUCAGCGAACUGAGCAGACUGGAAACUCUGGACAUGAGAGGCAAUGCUCUGCAAAAUUUAGACGCAGCUGCCUUACCACCUAGGAUUCAGCACCUCUCUUUGGCCGACAAUCUUCUUUCAUCGAUGCCGAUUGCUGCUUUGAAAACUGGACUGCGUUCGUUGGACUUAUCGAAGAACAGACUCACGAAAGUCUACCCUGAGGAAGAGGACGACGAAGCAGACCUCGAUCCUACCGUUGCAAGUGGCUCCGCUCAGGGUGGGAGAAAGAAUACGAACACUAUAAACUACCCAAAGAUUUCACUGGAUGUUUUGCGCCUGGAGUACAACUUCAUCUCUGAACUACCAGAAGCCUCCUUCAGAGCAUUCACCUCCGUCAAUUUCACCUUCCUUGAUGGAAACCCAAUCAACACCAUUUACGAUGACGCUUUCAAGGACGCAAGAAUUCGUGACCUGUCGAUGCGCGACUGUGGAAUUUCUUCCAUGCCACCUAAUGUAUUUGGCGGACUUGAGCAGAGUUUGCACUACCUCGACCUGAGCUCCAACAAUCUCAGUGAGCUCCCCCACGGAGUACUCGCCCGUUUACCUAACCUUCGAGGGCUUAACCUGAGAGACAAUCGCAUGAAAAUUGAGCCCUCUAUGUUUGACCACGAUUACUCUGGAGGACUGCCAUCUUCAGCUAACGUGAGGCAGAGCAACAGAAAUGCAGACGCCAACAAAAAGUCUGUGCACGGAAAUGCCCAAAAUCUGCACCACCUAGACGUUUCCGGACGCGAAAUGGACAUGUACUCCUCGGUUCCGGAGAUGAUGUUGCCCUGGAGUGGCCUUCGUGAGCUUUCCUUUGGCCGUUUCAAGGGAGGAAAAAAACUUUCCUCUGACGACUUCACUGAGUUGAGCCCUGAUGUUGAAGAGCUAAACUUCAUCAACUCUGGCCUGACCGGAAUUGAGCCUCACGCCUUCCGCAACGCCCGUGGUGUCAGACGCCUUGACGUGUCUGAGAAUUCAAUCAAGAACAUUGACAAUGACGCCUUCGUGGAAAUCGGCCACUCCCUGGAUGAGUUGCGAAUGCAUCGUGCCCUGAAGAUGGACUCCAUUCCCCACAAAGCCUUUAUGCAUCUGACUGGCACCAAGGAAAUGGAUCUCAGCGCCAACGGUCUGAAGAACAUACCCGAAGGUGCAUUCCAGACCCUGAAAGGACUCAGGCGCUUGAGACUGCACGACAAUCAAAUCGGUCGCAUUCCUAAAGGAUCCUUCCUCUCCGAAACUCAUUCCUAUCUGGAAGACGUUGACUUUUCCUUUAACAGCAUUGACCAUGUGUAUGUAGAUACUUUCAAGGAUCUGACUUCUCUGCGCGAAAUUCAUCUUGACGACAACAAAAUCGCUUCACUAGAGCCAAAAUCCUUCACAGACUUGCCACGUCUCCGCAUCUUGGAUCUGCAAGGAAAUCGUCUUCCUGAACUGAACACAGACACUUUCCAAAAUCUUCCCGAGCUUGAAGAACUUGAUAUUUCUUACAAUCACCUUAAACAGCUCAACUUUGCUGCUCUAGAUCAGGUGGGAACACUUGCUUCUCUACGAUUUAACGUUAGCCACAACAAACUUAAAGAACUCAAACCAGUUAAUAACUUGAUGGUCUCCAAUAGCAACAAUAACCAACAAGGAAAUUAUCACGUUAACGUGAAAAUUAUGGAUAUGAGCUUCAACAACAUUACGGAGAUCACUGGCGGAUUCUUUAGGCCAAUCGAGAGUGCUUUGACUUAUCUAAUGUUGAGCCACAACAGCAUGACAAACGCAACCCGCGAAGCAUUUGGUAACAUGCCCCAUCUUCAGUGGCUCGACCUUUCUUACAACAACCUGAAGGAGGUGGAUUUUGAUGCCUUCCGCCACACUCGCCGACUGCAGGUAUUAUACAUGCAAAAUAACGAUUUGUCCGAGAUCCCUGCCGAGUCUUUCCACGGCUUGACCGAUAUGCGAGUGGUCUCAUUCGCCAACAAUAACUUGCGCCAACUUCCUGAUGGUUUGCUCUUUGCCGCCUCCAAUCUCGAACGACUGGACGUUUCCAACAAUCAGCUCACUCGAGUGCCAAUUGGAGUGUUCAGCUCUGGCUCCGGCCGCUCGUUAUGCGAACUUGAUCUCUCUGGCAACCAGAUUGCCGCUCUUCAACCAACUGACGCCGUCAACAGGUUCAAGUCAUUGACCUUCCUUGACCUCUCCGACAACCGACUGACGCGCUUGGAUGACAGUACUUUCUUGGGAAUGUCACAACUGUCGUCUUUGCAUCUCAGCCACAACAACUUUGACUCCUUUGGACUCUCCAGCGCUCUUGCUGCUCUCGACUCCAGCCCCAGGCUUGUUGAGCUGAGCCUGGCUGGAUUAAAUUUGGACACCCUGCCGUCGCUUCCACCCCUCCCUGCUCUCAGGGAGUUGGACGCACGCGAAAACAUUUUGCCCGCUCUGCCCUCUGACCUGGCAGCCAAUCUUACUGGUCUACGUAUGCUGGAUGUUCGACACAACUCCCUAAAUACCUUGGGACAGGUUGGUCUCGGUGGAGGUUUGAUCCUUCCUCAGCUGCGAAGCCUCAAGAUCGCUCACAAUCCUCUCGGUUUGAUCACCGAUGCUUGCUUGGCCACAGCCACCCGCCUAGGAGAACUGGACAUUCGCAACCUAACCCAACUGACCGCCAUCGAGAACGGCGCCCUGUCAAAAAUGAACCAUCUGCGCACCCUGAAGAUUGGAACUUUCAACAUGGCUCGCGACUUCAAUAUUCCGCGCAUCGUCAAGCAUAACAUUGCUCUGAAGAAUUUGUACAUUGAAGUUGAUUCACGAGAAAAGGAUCUAAACGACAAGAUGAACGGAGUUUUCCCCACAAAGCUGUCAGCCGUUUACUUCAGUGGCAACUCUCUGAAGUCAAUUGGAACUAGUGUUCUCCAGGGAAUUCGCAAUCCUCGUCUCCACAUUGGCAUCCACAACACAAGUGUUGAGGCGAUCCCCAAGGCCUUCUUCAAUCAGCUUGGCCGCGCUCGAAACCUGACUCUGGACGUGCGCAACAACACCCUGAAAAGCAUGGCCAAUCCCAACAGUGGUGAACGUCCUGGUGCACCAAAGUCCGUUUUCCUGACUAGUCUGAAGAUGUCCGGCAACAAGUGGAACUGCGACUGCGAACUUGGAUGGGUCGAGGUGUGGCAGCGCAAGAAGAGGCAAUUCCUGUGCCCGGACGGCGACCGAUACGAUUGCGAGUACGGCGCGGAGGACGACCUGCGCAACUCGCAGUGCGAAAACAAGCAGAAAAAUUCACUCAUCGAGAUCCUGAAGACCGACCUGGAGUGCGGGUGGUCUUCGGGCAGCGUGCCCUUGGCGGCCCAGAAGGCCGUGGUCAUCAUUCCAGCGAUUGCCCUAGUCAUUAUGUCCGUCCUGUAUUAGAAAAAACAUAGUCUGCUCGCACUUUUUGCUGGACGUCGAUGCAAAAUUAAAAAACCUAAUAUGUCGAAGUCUUCUAAAAAAAGUGUAGCUCAGCAUUUUUCCCAAGUGUGCAAAUUAUAUAUAAAAUCAAUUUAUUCAAAAUUCUGGUCACCUUUUGUAUGUUUGAUAAUGUUUAAAAAUCAAUUUUUUUCUUGUUUCGCGCUUAUUUGAGGUUUUUAUUUUUAUAGAGCAUAUUUGUAAUAUUAUUCGAGUCUGACACUUUCAGGCAGCUGCCCCCCAUCGCCCUUCGACCCCAUAUAGCGGAUCCGUUCAUUAAUCAUCAUUUUUUGCUCACAUUUUAAUCUAAUUUUUAUUGAAAUGAGCGCCCUCAAGAGUGUGAAUUAGCAAUUUUCACCGUUAAUUAGAUGGAGAAAAAAAUCUUUAUUGGCCACUUUUCAACCAUCUCAACUGUUCGCAUUCUUUUGUUGGUGGUUAUUAAUAAAAAUUUAUGUGAUUUGA
Molecule: messenger RNA, 4735 nt
Organism: Neocloeon triangulifer
Lineage: Eukaryota; Metazoa; Arthropoda; Insecta; Ephemeroptera; Baetidae
Gene: chp
Product: chaoptin
Exons: 14
Coding region: 194-4237 (1347 amino acids)
Biological process (GO): transforming growth factor beta receptor signaling pathway; immune response
Cellular component (GO): cell surface
Molecular function (GO): transforming growth factor beta binding
Source: RefSeq, a predicted model, not a curated record